AUGGGCGCGGGGGCGCUCGCCCUGGGCGCCUCCGAGCCCUGCAACCUGUCGUCGGCCGCGCCGUUCCCCGACGGCGCGGCCACGGCGGCGCGGCUGCUGGUGCCCGCGUCGCCGUCCGCCUCGCCGCUGACCCCGACCAGCGAGGGCCCCGCGCCGCUGUCGCAGCAGUGGACGGCGGGCAUAGGCCUGCUGAUGGCGCUCAUCGUGCUGCUCAUCGUGGCGGGCAACGUGCUGGUGAUCGUGGCCAUCGCCAAGACGCCGCGGCUGCAGACGCUCACCAACCUCUUCAUCAUGUCCCUGGCCAGCGCCGACCUCGUCAUGGGGCUGCUGGUGGUGCCGUUCGGGGCCACCAUCGUCAUGCGGGGCCGCUGGGAGUACGGCUCCUUCUUCUGCGAGCUCUGGACCUCGGUGGACGUGCUGUGCGUGACGGCCAGCAUCGAGACCCUGUGUGUCAUCGCCCUGGACCGCUACCUCGCCAUCACGUCGCCCUUCCGCUACCAGAGCCUGCUGACCCGCGCGCGGGCGCGGGCCCUCGUGUGCACCGUGUGGGCCAUCUCGGCCCUGGUGUCCUUCCUGCCCAUUCUCAUGCACUGGUGGCGGGCCGAGGGCGACGAGGCGCGACGCUGCUACAACGACCCCAAGUGCUGCGAUUUCGUCACCAACCGGGCCUACGCCAUCGCCUCGUCCGUCGUCUCCUUCUACGUGCCCCUGUGCAUCAUGGCCUUCGUGUACCUGCGGGUGUUCCGCGAGGCCCAGAAGCAGGUGAAGAAGAUCGACAGCUGCGAGCGCCGCUUCCUCAGCGGCCCGGCGCGGCCGCCCGCGCCCGCGCCGGGCUCCCCGCGCCCCGCCGCCGCCGCCACCAGCCCGCUGGCCAACGGGCGCGUCAGCAAGCGGCGGCCGUCGCGCCUCGUGGCCCUGCGCGAGCAGAAGGCGCUCAAGACGCUGGGCAUCAUCAUGGGCGUGUUCACGCUCUGCUGGCUGCCCUUCUUCCUGGCCAACGUGGUCAAGGCCUUCCACCGCGACCUGGUGCCCGACCGCCUCUUCGUCUUCUUCAACUGGCUGGGCUACGCCAACUCGGCCUUCAACCCCAUCAUCUACUGCCGCAGCCCCGACUUCCGCAAGGCCUUCCAGCGCCUGCUGUGCUGCGCGCGCCGCGCCGCCCGCGGGAGCCACGCGGCCGCCGGAGACCGGCCGCGCGCCUCGGGCUGCCUGCCGCGGGUCCGGCCGCCGCCGUCGCCCGGGGCCGCUUCGGACGACGACGACGACGACGACGUCGGGGCCGCGCCGCCCGCGCGCCUGCUGGAGCCCUGGGCCGGCUGCAACGGCGGGGCGGCGGCGGACAGCGACUCGAGCCUGGACGAGCCGGGCCGCCCCGCGGGCGCCUCAGAAUCCAAGGUGUAGCGCCCGGCGCCCGCUGGCUGCACCCCGCGCGCCCCGGGAGCAAGAACGCCCAGGCGCCCCU
Messenger RNA from Enhydra lutris kenyoni (northern sea otter), 1462 nucleotides. RefSeq names its product adrenoceptor beta 1. The transcript has a single exon. Gene Ontology annotation, biological process: norepinephrine-epinephrine-mediated vasodilation involved in regulation of systemic arterial blood pressure; adenylate cyclase-activating adrenergic receptor signaling pathway; positive regulation of heart rate by epinephrine-norepinephrine. Bases 1 to 1401 code for a protein of 466 amino acids. Gene Ontology annotation, cellular component: membrane. Gene Ontology annotation, molecular function: beta1-adrenergic receptor activity. Lineage: Eukaryota; Metazoa; Chordata; Mammalia; Carnivora; Mustelidae. The record is from RefSeq and is a predicted model, not a curated record.